Saccostrea cuccullata (small rock oyster) is the source of this 2465-nucleotide messenger RNA. Its product is annotated as tektin-like protein 1. The record is from RefSeq and is a predicted model, not a curated record. NCBI's taxonomy places the organism in Eukaryota, Metazoa, Mollusca, Bivalvia, Ostreida, Ostreidae. The coding region runs from base 190 to 1356 and encodes 388 amino acids. The transcript is spliced from 6 exons.
AGAUCUUCAGCGGAAGUUCAGCACUGGGCGGAAGUAAGUAGCGUUUGGUUUCCAACAGCAACGCCAAGGGGAAGACGACACCAAUGUUUAAUCACCAGGGCCUGCAUUAAUUAAAUAACAAGUGAAUACACAAUUACUUCGCGUGGAAGGGCAGCUUAUAUGACAGUUACUUAUAUUUAAAGUGUAAUCAUGUUGGGAAAUAAGGCUGCCACCACUAUUGGUCCCGAAUCGUGGAGAAAUUCAACACUGAAAGGAAUUAAACUAUCACAAACCAUAGUUCAGAAAAGUGAUAAAAGUUGUGAUGUUGGUAGAUCACUGGACCCUCUUCCACAUCUUAGAGACACUGUUGCACAACUAAGUAACGAUGAGAUUCACAGGUAUACAAGAGAAGUAAGAGUUAUUGUUGCUAAACUGCGUGAAAGUUUACUGGACACAAAUGAAGAAAUAAAGGCCCUGACUAGGGGUAAAGAGGCUUUGGAAAAGGCACUGGAACACACAAGAAAAGAUAUUGCAUUGAAUAAAGACAGCCAAGAAGUCAGAGUAUCUAGACCAGCCAGAGAAAGGGUAUUAGAUGCAGCCAGACGUCGCCUAUUUAAUGUUCUGAAUGAGAGAUCCCGUGUGAUGGACCUAUUGAACCACUCCCUCUCCUCCGCCGGCAGUCAGAGCGCCCCCACAGGAUUAGGGAGGAGUCGUACCUCCAUGGAUGGUCGACUCUCUAGGUUAAAUGACCUGUCAGGUAAACUUGGAUUCAUGUCCCUAGGUCAGCCAGACCCCCUUGGGCCAUACACCCCUGAGGCUGACCAAGCCCUUGUGGAUGCCCAGGAGGCCCGGGCCCGCUCUGCUUACCUCAGACGUGAGUUGAAGGAUGCCAUAGAUAGAACCGAGAAACUACAGAAAGCUGCCCACAAGUCUGUUAAUGAUGGACUCACACAGAAAGUGGCAGAAACCAUCACACUUAAGCAACACCUUGGGGUUGGUCUGGGAGAGAAUCGUCAUGGUAUACACCGUGCCCAGAGAUGGUAUGAUGCCACUGACAAGGCUCGCGGAUACACAAUGGGUCCAGUUGCGUAUUCUGAUAUUGCAACGCGUGAGCGUUUGGAUCGUCCAAUGGUCAAGGUGUUCCAGAGACAUCCAGGAACUCAGUUACCAGAGGCUCAGGAAAUUAUCAGGAGUGGAGAUGGCCUGCUGCAAUCUCUGUCUGCCACAAGUCGCAACAUCGGUCUCCUGAAACUGUCACAACUCCGUCUCCGAAACGACAUCAAAGGAAAAGCCAUGGCUUCCUCUGUGGAUGGCAGUAUCAUUCGACUCCGUCGCAGGAAGUCCGAUCAUCGAUGGACACUGGGAGAGGCAUUCUAACGAUUGGAUUCUUAACCCGAUUACAAAAUUUUAAAUGGACUCUCUUGUGUCUUAAUGUUUUCAGCAAUUUUGUUGAUGCAAAUUACAGUAAUGUUUCAGUAUUUAAACUGAAAUUUAAGUUUCUAUGUCUGAUCAUGUGCACUAUAAAUUGAAUUUUUUAUAAAAAUUUUGAUAUUGUCUACAUAGCUUUUUGUGAACUUGGAAGGCCAGCACUUGAUGAUGAAGCCAGUGCAUUUUGUAGUUUUAAUGAUGGUUUUCAUUCUGGGUAUAUGUAUGUACAAACAUAGUGAUCAUGUUUGCUUGAAGCAAUAAUAAUGUAGAAAUCAGUAUUAUAAAAAUGCAACAAAUUAUUUAUUAUAAAAGCUUUUUCUUGCAUGUACUCAAGAUAGAUUUUUGGUAGAGUUUACACUUUAAUAGCUAGUUGUCUUCUCAUGUUUUGAAUUUCUAGGAGAAGAUUUAAUCAGCAUGUACAUUGAUUGAUUCUUGCUUAAGUCAGCGAUUUGGAAGUAUUGGAACAGAAUCUUUUAAAACUGCUACUCAUCAGAGUAUUUGAAAACAGUAUUAUUAUAUAUUUUUAUGCAAAUUUUGCUCAAUAUUGGUGCGUUAGUACCAGAGCUGUAAUAACUUCUGAUGGUUUGUCUACAAACCAAUCUACUGAACUUUGUUGCUUUUUUUAGCAUCAGAAAUUCACUGUGAUACAUGUAUUUGUUUUUUUGUUUAUAUAUUUUAUAUAAUUGUUAAACAUAAUUUAUUGCAUUGCAUUUCUUUUUCUGUGUCAUAUUAUAUUCUUAUAUGAUUUAAGUAUUAAAUUCUUUUUUUGAGUGAAAUUACUCAUUUGAUGGCUAUACUAGUAUACAAUUAAUUAACAAUAAAUUCUUUUAUAGAAUUAUUAACUUGUACAAACUUCAGAAAAAGCAUGACUUGCCAUGUGUGUUUUCUAACACCAUUCUUUGCCAUGUCGUUUCAUAUAUUCUAUAUAUAUGUUCAUUGUUUUUUAAAUCAAAAUAUGGAAAAGGUUUAAAAUCUAGCGGAGGUUGAACACAUCAUAAUUUUCACUGCACAGUAUUGUUAAUGUUUACAUGAGUGCUAUUAAAAAUGAUAAAAUUUCA